AUGACCACCGUGUUCAUGGAGAAAUACGACUGGACAAGCGACAUCUCAGUUGGACCGACAGAGCCGUUUUCUGGGCUCGUGCCCAUCAUGGGCAUGGUACCAUUCGGCCUUGGUCUCAUGGACCUGUAUAUGCCAUCGCAGACUUAUGUUAUUGACAGCCACCCCGAGUACGCAGCUGCUGCAAACGCAACCUUAACCACUGUGCGAUCCUUGGCGGGUGUUCUCUUGGCGGGACCGAAAUAG
Molecule: messenger RNA, 243 nt
Organism: Penicillium odoratum
Lineage: Eukaryota; Fungi; Ascomycota; Eurotiomycetes; Eurotiales; Aspergillaceae
Exons: 2
Coding region: 1-243 (80 amino acids)
Source: RefSeq, a predicted model, not a curated record